UCUAACCUAAACUAUGCCUAACUUUACUCGAUGGCCUUUUGCAGUUAAGUCUCGAACAUUCGUGGGCUAGCAUUUAUUACUUCCGUGGGUAGCGUGUGGUCCAUGAUAGAUCCAAAUGUCUCUGAUGUUGUUCAAGUUGGUGAGAGGUGUCAUAUACACGUGUAGUGAUCUUGUUCUCUCCCUUUCUAUCUCUUAUUUUACGUCGUUUUCCUCUCGUUUUCGCUUUCUAUUCAUAUCACUAAUUUCCUGUUUUUAUGAGGCAUUCCUCUUUUUCUUUUUGCCUCUCUCUGCAGCAGAAGGACAGAAGAGAAAAGAAAGAACAGAAUAACAUCGAAGUGAGAUGAACACUGAUGGCGAUGACUUCGACGCCUUACUUUCAACCCUCGGAUACGGACGAUGGCAAGUUCCCGGCGUGGUCGUUACAUUAUUAGUGGCGUCGCAAAUCCCCGCUCAGCUGGUAGGCUCCCCUCUCCUGAGUGGUCCGAUGCCGUUCCGCUGUUCUCGUGACAAUGAAGUGGAAUUCACGGAGCCUAGUAGCACAGCAUACUUCAACAACGAGUGCUUGUCUCCGGCCAGCCCCCCGCCCGGCGCCGCCCGACCGCUGCCGCCCAAUAGCACUGAGCUUUUUCCUUCUAACGGGACCCAACCCCUGAGAACGGGCAUGGAGUCAUGUCCAGUGAUAGAAUAUGACACGUCUAUAUUUACGUCAACUAUCAUUUCCGAAUUCCACCUGGUGUGCGAGCGGGAGAGCCUGCAGCCGCUCUUCCAGAUGAUGUAUACUGUUGGGAUCAUAUUCGGGAGUCUCUUUGGAGGAUACAUUGGCGACAAAUGGGGUCGUCGCCGGGCCGUGCAGGGCGGGGUGGUCGUCUACAUCGCGGUGGUGCUCGCGAUGGCCCUCGUGCCGUCGUUCGUGUUCGUUCUGGUCAUGCGCGUGAUGGCUGGCGUCACGCACCAGUGCAUGCUCAUUCCCGUUUGGAGUCUUGCGCUCGAGUCGUGCCCCACCCGCCACCGCAGCCUCGUCGGGAUGCUCCUCGGCCUCCCGUACUCGCUCUUCGUGAUGGUGCUGGCGGGCGUCGGCUACUUCGUCCGGACGUGGAAGUACCUCAUGCUGGUGUGUUGCGCCCCGACCCUCGCCCUGCUGCCGCUCUCCUUCAUAAUGGACGAAUCAGCAAGGUGGCUAAUUCAACAAGAAAGACGAGAAGAAGCCAAGAAAGUGCUGAGGAAAGCAGUGAGGCAAAACAAGGCUAAACUUCCCGUACCUUUGGAAACAAUCAUUGGGAAUCUGGACCAGAGUGAAUGCAUUGCCGACGACAACCAGUCUGCAGUGCGGAAUUCUCUCGAAGAAGCGUGGCAGUACCUGCGUUCCCCUGCCAUGAGGACCAUCAUUCUCGUUACGCCAGUUCUUUGGUUUCUCCAGAGUUGCCUCUAUCUCGCAGUCGCCAUCAACGCCAACAACUUUAAUAGCUCAAGCCCUUUCCUGUACGUGUGUCUGAGCGGCGCGAUGGAUGCGUCCGCCAUCCUCCUGGUCACGCCCCUGACGGCUCGCCUCGGCAGACGUGUCAUCGUGGGCGGCGGCCUCUUCGUGGGCGGCAUCUUCUUCCUGCUCGAUCUACUCGUCCCAAUCGACUACUUUGGCCAAGUCGAUCUGGUCAUGGGCGGCCAUUCCUUGUAA
Messenger RNA from Penaeus vannamei (Pacific white shrimp), 1672 nucleotides. The record is from RefSeq and is a predicted model, not a curated record. Lineage: Eukaryota; Metazoa; Arthropoda; Malacostraca; Decapoda; Penaeidae.